GUCAUUUUAUUUUGUGCAGCGAAUAGCAGUAACAAAUUGUAAAAAAAGUUUGUGGAGCUUUACUGUCGGCUUCCAUACAAACAUUUUUAAAACAGAAAAAUUAUUUCUCAUAAGUUAAGCUCAAUGUUUCUUGCUAGCACGACACUUUUGCUCGGAUGCAUCGUGGUUGUAAAUGGUGGAAUGUACAGAGGCCGGAAGCAUCGUCCAGCGCCACCUAGACAAUGCAUAUAUAAUGGUGGUACGAUCAGUGAAGGCGCUUCGUACAUGAUCGACUGCAACACGUGUACUUGCAGGAAGAAUGGAAACAUAGAAUGUACACGAAUGGCUUGCAGAAAAGACUGUCAACAUGGUGGUGGUAUUGUAAAGGACGGUGCCCAAGUUCAAGACUACUGUAAUACUUGCACGUGCAACAAUGGUGUUAUGGACUGUACAAAAAAUAACUGCAGAAAAGACUGUCAACAUGGUGGUGGUAUUGUAAAGGACGGUGCCCAAGUUCAAGACUACUGUAAUACUUGCACGUGCAAAAAUGGUGUUAUGGACUGUACAAAAAAGAACUGCAGAAAAGACUGUCAACAUGAUGGUGGUAUUGUAAAGGAAAGUGCCCAAGUUCAAGACUACUGUAAUACUUGCACGUGCAAAAAUGGUGUUAUGGACUGUACAAAAAAGAACUGCAGAAAAGACUGUCAACAUGGUGGUGGUAUUGUAAAGGACGGUGACCAAGUUCAAGACUACUGUAAUACUUGCACGUGCAACAAUGGUGUUAUGGACUGUACAAAAAAGAACUGCAGAAAAGACUGUCAACAUGGUGGUGGUAUUGUAAAGGACGGUGCCCAAGUUCAAGACUACUGUAAUACUUGCACGUGCAAAAAUGGUGUUAUGGACUGUACAAAAAAGAACUGCAGAAAAGACUGUCAACAUGGUGGUGGUAUUGUAAAGGACGGUGACCAAGUUCAAGACUACUGUAAUACUUGUACGUGCUACAAUGGUGUUAUGGACUGUACAAAAAAGAUUUGCCGAAAAGACUGUCAACAUGGUGGUGGUAUUGUAAAGGACGGUGUCCAAGUUCAAGAGUACUGUAAUACUUGUACCUGCUACAAUGGUGUUAUGGACUGUACAAAAAAGAAUUGCGGGCAAAACUGUCAAUAUAAAGGUGCAACCUAUAAAGACGGUGAUUCAUUUCCAGACGACUGUAAUACGUGCACAUGCAACAAUGGUAAAGUCGGCUGUACGGAAAAAGCUUGCCAAAAACCUGGUCAAUGUCCACGUCCCACUGGACCCGGCAUCUGUGUAAACUUGUGUACAGGCGAUUUAAGCUGUCCAGGAAACCAGAAAUGUUGUAGUAAUGGAUGUGGUCAAACAUGUAUGCCGCCAGUAGGCGUAGGACCUGACUGUAGUUCUAUAACCUGUCCGGAGCGGUUUUGUGUGGGCAGUUAUGUUCCUGACGGGAUGUGUUGUCCUGUAUGUCCACGUACCGGAUACUGAUCUCACUCCAGAUGGUUUUUUCAAUACUGCUCAUCACUAGCAAACUGACCAACUUCUAAAUUUCGUGCCUAGAGAUGUCGGCAGUCAUCAUCAACAACAUUUGUAACAGUAACGGGCUUCUCAUUUCUGUUUUAUUCUUGUACACAUUGCCCCUGUACCAUGUAAAUAAAUCUAGCGUAUAUA
Messenger RNA from Mercenaria mercenaria, 1665 nucleotides. Its product is annotated as kielin/chordin-like protein. The coding region runs from base 124 to 1482 and encodes 452 amino acids. The transcript has 12 exons. Lineage: Eukaryota; Metazoa; Mollusca; Bivalvia; Venerida; Veneridae. Gene Ontology annotation, cellular component: extracellular region. The record is from RefSeq and is a predicted model, not a curated record. Gene Ontology annotation, molecular function: protein binding; peptidase inhibitor activity.